CCAGAAUUUUCAGGAUUUGUCACCUGAGCUCUCUUAUUUCGCUUGCCAGUUCCAAGCUAUACACGUGGGAAAAAUGUUGUGAUUUCAGCUAUCGCACCUGUAGAAAUCGAAAGUAAAACUCCUGACUUACAGAAACGAGGGGAAAAUUUUCGAGUGUUUUGGUCCUGUAACCGUGACAAUAGCCUGUGAUAGGCGGGGCGUUAUGGCCAAGCUUCCAUUGGACGUGGAGAGUUCGUGUGAGGAAAGUUUUGGCGUGUUUUCUCCAUUCGAGGACGAUGAAUUCGAAGGCUCGCGGACGAGCUUUUGGGGAGAGUCGAAUGGAGGUGGAGGACGAAACGGCUGGGACAACGUUCAGACAUUGCCUUCUUCUCCGUUUGGCGGGCUCGGAGGCGAUUUUGAUAUGGAACUGGAAUUUUUUCGAAAUGAUGUAAACGAGGACUGCAAAGUUGCUGGGCCUACUUUAGCCGAACUAAACGAUCACCGCUCACUGUCUCCUUUGAUUAAUCCCGAAAUGGAGCGUCUUCAUCGCAUUGCCACUCGCAUGGAAGGCGAUUCUUCCCCUUGGGAUUGCACAACUCGGAAGCCACAGGGCUACAUCGCUUUAGAGCUCACGUCGGACAAGGAUGAAAGAAGGGUUGCUCAAGUUAAACAAGAACCUGUUCUUCUAUUUUAUGAACAUAAUGACAGAUUUGAAAAAUCGUCUUUAGUUUCUAAAGAUGCGGAGAAGAAACGUCCGAGCAAACCAACAUGGACUACGACCCAAGAGACAGCUUCUCCACAUUGCAAUAAUGAGGGUGAGAAAUCAGUGUCCGCGGACGAUCAAAACUCAUCACAGAAAGUUGUAUUGCUUGAUAAACAGUUGGGCAGUGAAGUAAAUAAUCAAAUGCCUAAGUUAGUUUCAGCGGAAAUGAAAGCUCAAUUAUAUUCAGAGGGAACGAAUCUGCGCGAGGAUGUGAGAAUUGUAGCCGAUCGGGACACGAUUGAAGCUGAUCCGGGCAGUCCUGCUGUAGAAUACGAUUCCGCGGAUGAAGACAUGGAUAGUGAUGAAGAUUUUGAUGUAGAGAACCACUCGCAUGGUACAGGAUUAGCCAGAAAUCGGAAAGGUCGUAGGGGAGACCAAGAUGACCUUUCUCCGAAUCCAAAAAAGUUGCUAGAAAUCAGCCGAGAGCUGGAUCGCUUAAACAAAGUUAUAGGUGACUUAAAGCCGAUACAUCAGUUGCCACAGAACGCUCGAAACAAGUCAAGAAAGGAGAAGAACAAGUUGGCAUCAAGGGCUUGCAGAUUGAAGAAGAAAGCUCAGCAUGAAGCAAAUAAAGUUAAGCUGCAGGGUCUGGAAAUGGAACAACAGCGCCUGACGGAUGUCAUUGACAAGGUGAAGAAAGAAAUCAUAGUAAAAGGCAAUUCCCCGCCUUUGGAUCCAAAGCCAAACUUGAGCGUACAGAUUGAAACUCUUAUCAAGGGCACAUUUGGGAACCAAGUAAUUGCUGGUCAUACUUCAGAUUUUGUGUAUUCAGUUCUGAAAGCCACAGCAAGGGAGAACCCAUCACUUGGAAAACUGGAGGACCUUUCCCUGUGUUUCUAAACUGAUCUGGGGAUUGGGAAUUAGAGAUGCAUGGAUACUUGAUCCAGGGGUGCAUGGUGAACUGUCUGUUGUUAAUUAGUAGUUAUAGUUGUGUUUUGUUAAGCUUGAAUGGUAUUUACAUUGAUGAGUUACUUCGUAACAGCUUAAAUCAAAUAUUAGGACUCAGUCGUGUUACCUUGAUCAGCAGCUUAUAAUAACACAUACAUGUACUUUCUCUUGUGGUUAAGAAUGCCUUCAUUAUCUUUAGAUGCUCUAAAAUCCAGAAAUGCCUUGAUUUGCAUCCUAUUCUGGUUUUUUCUGUGAAGAGAUAGUGUAAUGUUCGUACAGACACUUCUGCAUUCCACAUUGUCUGUAAUGUGUACUGCAUUGAUUGCUGUAUCGGCUUCCUGCUUCUUUUAUUCACUAGCUUUCCUUUUUGGCCAUUGUGUUAAUGGUGUCUUACUGAUGGCAGAGGACACCUUCUUGUGACAAUUUUCAUUCAAAGUCUUGAAAACUUAAUAAUCAGGAAUGGCUUUGAUACUGACAAAGUAGUAAGCUUUAUCAAGAAAGCGUUCUUUUCACUCUUUACGUGUAAAAUAUAAAACAAAGUGAUGAUUUUUUUGUGAACAAGCACCAGGCAUGCAACACAUGUUUGGUGUGAUGUUUAGAAUCUAUCCAUAUGGUCAAGGUAAACACUCUAGAAACUUAUUAAAAAGUUUCUGUUGUAUAAUCAAAGUAUGGGAAAAGAGAAAAGUGCUUGUUUUUUUGAGUACAUACAAAUGAUUGAAAUAUGUUUUGGGAUUCAGAUAUUAGCUUACUGGUUUAUUUGCAUUAAUUUUUUAGUGCAGAGGAUAGAUCAUUGUUUUGAUUGGUGGAAAAUGCUUGUUGAGUGCUUUAUCAUGUAC
Messenger RNA from Pocillopora verrucosa, 2466 nucleotides. RefSeq lists its product as uncharacterized. Gene Ontology annotation, biological process: response to unfolded protein; regulation of transcription by RNA polymerase II. The record is from RefSeq and is a predicted model, not a curated record. Gene Ontology annotation, molecular function: RNA polymerase II transcription regulatory region sequence-specific DNA binding; DNA-binding transcription factor activity, RNA polymerase II-specific. NCBI's taxonomy places the organism in Eukaryota, Metazoa, Cnidaria, Anthozoa, Scleractinia, Pocilloporidae. Gene Ontology annotation, cellular component: nucleus.